AAAUAGAAAACGAAAAGAAGCCUCCAGCGUCCGUUAAAGACAAGUCUUUGCCAGAUGAUCGAAUGGCUAGGCGGUGCCCAGACGACGGUCGAUACGGCGAACCUUUGGUAGUCAACGCUCCUAACUUCCUUGCGCACUGUGGCAUGCUGCUCAGUUCAGGGACGUUCUACACGCUUUUGGUGUCCUACGUCAUGAUUGAAUACGUGGCCAAUAUGCACGAGAUGACCAUCGUGGAGUACGGAGUCGACAAGAACGUCGCCACGCUGAAGCAGUGCAAUCAGCUGCAGACAUUCAAUGCAGUAGGCCAGUUGACGGGUCGUCUGGUCGUGCCGUUCCUCUCCGAUAAGUUGUCGUUCAACAGGUGCGCGUUUACAUCGGCCAUCCUCGCCCUAACUGCGGCCUGCUUUGUUCUCACGGCUGCUGCAAACAAUUACGUAACGCUAGCCUUACUUACGGUAGCUGCCGGCAUAUGCGAGGGGUACCUAAUCUGCAUCAGAGUUGUGCUAGCGGCCGAAUACCUGGGUGUGGAAAGCAUUGGUCUUUGCUUCGGCUUUGAAGGAAUCUGCAUGAUGCCGGUUGCCUUCAGCGCUCCAGCUCUUAUAGGCUUCUUCCGCGACAAGCUAGGGUCGUACGAUAGGUUUUAUUGGAUGCUGGGAGCGAUGAAACUUCUGCCAGCAUUUCUCGUAGGCGGUAUCGCCGUGGCUGACAGGCUACGUAAAAAAUCAUGGAACAUCGACCAUGGGCGCAAGCGGUGAAAAGGUGGCCAUGCUGUGAGCCUGCUGAUUGGCUUUCAAAGAAGAUAAUCAACAGCGGCCGACGUUCUUUAUAUGAUUUUCCAAAUAGUUAUGUGCACUGUAGAAAUAAAGACUCAGGGUCAGAGAUGUCCACGGUUCGCUAUGUCAUGGCUCGGCAUGGCCUGAGCCCGA
Messenger RNA from Dermacentor silvarum, 926 nucleotides. Its product is annotated as monocarboxylate transporter 10-like. Gene Ontology annotation, molecular function: transmembrane transporter activity. The record is from RefSeq and is a predicted model, not a curated record. Gene Ontology annotation, biological process: transmembrane transport. Lineage: Eukaryota; Metazoa; Arthropoda; Arachnida; Ixodida; Ixodidae. The transcript has 3 exons. The coding region runs from base 63 to 755 and encodes 230 amino acids.